UGCAGAGCCACAUCUAACAAUCAAUCUUUUAUGGUGCGUUUUGGGCAAUCGCUGUUUAGGGAAUGGCAAUCUUAUUUAAACAGAUGCGGAAUGUUAUUUUUGUCCAUUUGCUGCCGGAAAAUAUGGAGUUAUUACGGGAAUUAUUGCAACUGCACUGUCGAGUUUAGAGCCAAAGAAAGCAGUAUCAAAACAGUCAAUCAGUUUAAGCAUACCUGGUGGCACAGUUGAUGGAUUUUGACAGCCUCUGCAGCUGUACUAUUUUCCCCCAGGCCACCACUCCCUCAGCUGCUGUUGUUUUCACUCCCAACCCUUUGCCUACCUCCUCCCCCACCAUUCCACCCCUUCCGCUUUUACUCAACUGAUCUUUAGUUCUUCACCAGACCUGAGACAGCUUAUCUGCUUCGAGGACGCAGCUACGCUGGGGAUCGAAGACAGUUUUCAGGGUUCUUCAGACAGGCGAAGUGAGCGGGAUGUGGCCACCCACACUGACCCUGGAUCUGCUCCUGCUGGUCAGUUUGUUCCUCGGUGCCUGUGGUGAACAAAUGUCUUACAGACCUCAGAACUGCACGAUUGAAUGCAUCCGACGGGGAGAUCCAAGAUGUGAAUACUGCAGAAUCUCAGCAGACGAUGUACAGAUAUCUCCCAGAAUUCCCUCCUACAGCCCUUUUGGAAGUUGCGUGCCUUGGCCUUGUCACUCUUUUCUAGGUCAAGAAACCCCAGAGGUUUGCCAACAUUAUGUCCAUGCACCACACAAUAUUCAGAUUGAAUUUGAAGCCAGUGAAGAACCAACAUAUGAUGCAAUUACUGUGUCAUGGAACCCGAGCCAAUACGGUAUCGAGUUCUUACGUGGAUUCCAAGUAACCCUCCAGGCUCUUGGUGGAUCUCAGAUCUUAUGUCAACUCUUUCUCCUGGGUACCAAUCUGUCACUCACACCUGCACAUGCCCAGAGAGUCUAUCACUCGGAUCCCUUCACGCAUCUGUUUUUGGAUAGCGAGUAUGCUGUGACUGUCAUGGCACUGCCCGUUCCCGAGCGGUGGGACCAAUUCUAUCAGAAGAAACAGUUUUUCACACGCACAUGUCCUGAAAAAAAUGGUCUCGAAGAGUGUAAGAAAGACUGGUAUCCCAGAUACGUUGAGGUCCACGAGGAGAACCACCAAGUUUAUGUGACCUUUAACCUUGCACCUGAGAACUUCAACAUCCGUCAGUAUUUUUCAUCAUGUUUUGGAGGCGGCCUGCGGAAUUACACGAGCAUUAAACCAGAUUUCAGUCUCAAUAAGACACAUCACACAUUCCGACUGCAGAAUCUCCAAGCGGGUACAAACUACACCUGCGAGAUUGCUGCCGAUGUUGUGGAUGCAGUCAGGAAAACAUUCAUUGUUGUAGUAAAACACCGUUCUGAAGAGCUGCCAACUUCACGUUUCACAGAGAGCUCUUCACUAAUGGUGCUCUUGUCCGUGGGAAUCCUGCUUGCUGCUGCCGCUCUGCUCGCCUUCAUCAUCGUCUACAAGAACAGACUCAAAAAGAAAUUGGUCCAUACCAAAAUGAGACCAGAGAUCAUUGAACAGUACUAUGACAAGAAACUGGAUGAAGGUCAGUGUGUUUUGCUGGACAGAACCACCUGUCCCCCUCGCCUCCUGAUUUGCUACUCAAGUAAUGAUGGUCCCGCCCACGUCAGAGUCGUGCUCCAACUGGCUGCGUUUUUGCAAAAGCACAUGGGUACCCAAGUACAUUUGGACUUGUGGGAGGCCUUGAGCAUUAUGGAGGAGGGCAGUAUGGGGUGGCAUUGCAGGAGAUUGAAUGAGUGUGACUUUGUGUUGGUCAUCUGCUCACAAGGUCUCCUUCAGAAUCAGAAGCAGCAGUCUGAGGACGAGGAACCGUUAGAGAACACUGCUUUGGCAAUGGUUUCCAUGAUCGGAGAGGAGCUGUGCCGUGCCAAAGCGUUAGGUCGAGACCUCUCCAAAUACAUGGUGGCCAUUUUUGAGUACUCACAAGAGUCUGAUAUCCCCGCGGCACUUGGUCUUGCGUCAAGAUACUCCUUGACUAAAGACCUACCCUUGCUCUUCUCUCAUCUUCACGGAGUGGCUUUGCAGAAGCCCGGAGUUUACCUACAGGUGGAGAACAUUUCAGAAAGUGGGUACUGUAAACUCCCAGCUGGGGCUGCACUACAGCUGGCCAUCCAGGAGGCCACGGCGCAGUUCUCAGAGGAGCCGACCGAAGAGGAACAUGUAGGAAUUCCAAUCAUUUCAUAAGGACUUCAAAAACUGAAUCAAUUAAUUGACUCACUUCAUCAUUUUAACGAAACAGUCCCUUUACUGAUGGAUUCCACCAGGACUUCCUUGGUAGUCGCUCCUACUAAUCUAACAUUUCUGAUUUACAUCUUUUGAAUGCCCGACCAUAAAAUGAGCAAGAAAA
Carassius auratus (goldfish) is the source of this 2412-nucleotide messenger RNA. RefSeq names its product interleukin-17 receptor D. NCBI's taxonomy places the organism in Eukaryota, Metazoa, Chordata, Actinopteri, Cypriniformes, Cyprinidae. Gene Ontology annotation, molecular function: interleukin-17 receptor activity. The transcript is spliced from 12 exons. The record is from RefSeq and is a predicted model, not a curated record. The coding region runs from base 471 to 2249 and encodes 592 amino acids.